Molecule: messenger RNA, 2032 nt
Organism: Argentina anserina (silverweed cinquefoil)
Lineage: Eukaryota; Viridiplantae; Streptophyta; Magnoliopsida; Rosales; Rosaceae
Product: pentatricopeptide repeat-containing protein At5g46100
Exons: 1
Coding region: 380-1822 (480 amino acids)
Molecular function (GO): protein binding
Source: RefSeq, a predicted model, not a curated record
CAUCUCUGAGUCACUGAGUGACUGUUCUCACAUCUCACUGAUGCCGUCAAAAGCCUCCGGUAUUCCCACACUGUCACCGACGACGGAAAACCACGCCGAAUCCCAAACAGAGCUACAGCUUCUUGAUGGGCAGUAGGAAUCUGCAGAGUAAGAUAGUAAAACUUUCUCUUAAAACUGAGCUUACCUUGUUACCACUUUCAUGCACACAAGAUGUUUGAUGAAAUGCGCAAAAGAGUUUCUAUCACAAGAAAAAGUACCUACAGCAUGUGUUGUGGUUUAAUUUUCCUGAUAAAAGUCGUGGGUUAAUGUUGGUUUUGGUAGCUCUGGACUAAUUUGAUUCAGUUGAGUGAUAGUUAGAAAGAGUGGUGUGGCUAUAACUAUGGGGAGUAAAACCCUGUUUAAAUGGUCGAAACAGAUCACUUCUUCGCAAGUUGGGAAGCUGAUAAAAGCCGAGAAGGACCUACAGAAAGCGCUUAUUAUAUUUGAUUCCGCGACAGCUGAGUACACCAAUGGUUUUCGGCACGAUCACAGCACAUUUGGCCUCAUGAUACGUAGACUAGUAUCUGCAAACCAGUUCAGGUCUGCAGAGGCGCUGCUUGAUAGAAUGAAGGAGGAGAAGUGCAGUGUUACGGAAGAUAUAUUCUUGUCAGUUUGUAGAGGGUAUGCUCGAGUUCAUAGGCCACUGGAUUCUGUCAGGGUGUUUGAAAAGAUGGAGGAGUAUCAGUGCAAACCAACUGAUAAGUCUUACAUUACGAUAUUUGGGAUUCUUGUUGAAGAAAACCAGUUGAAGGUGGCUUUCAGAUUCUACAAGUAUAUGAGGAAAGCGGGUAUUCCAGCUAGUGUUGUCUCACUUAAUAUCUUGAUUAAAGCGCUUUGUAAGAACAGUAGUUCCAUGGCUGCAGCUCUCCAGAUUUUUCGUGAGAUGCCCGAUCAUGGCUGCACCCCUGAUUCAUAUACAUAUGGUACUUUAAUUAAUGGAUUGUGUAAGUUGGGAAAGAUCGGUGAAGCAAAGGAGCUAUUCCGAGAUAUGGGAACAAAAGGUUGUUUGCCGUCUGUUGUGACAUAUACUUGCUUGAUACGUGGUUUGUGUCAAUCUAACAAUUUGGAGGAAGCAGUGGAAUUGUUUGAAGAAAUGAAAUGCAAAGGUAUCAAUCCAAAUGUGUUAACUUAUAGCUCUUUGAUGGAUGGGUUUUGCAAGGGUGGACGUUCUUCACAAGCAAUGGAACUAUUAGACUCAAUGGUUAGCAAACGCCAUUUGCCCAACAUGAUUACUUAUAGUACUUUGCUUCAUGGACUCUGCGAAGAAGGGAAGCUUCGAGAGGCUUUGGAGAUUCUGGACAGAAUGAAGCUGCAGGGCUUGAAACCAGAUGCAGGGCACUAUGGGAAAAUAAUAACUUGCUCCUGCAAUGUUUCCAAGUUCCACGAAGCUGCAAACUUUCUUGAUGAGAUGGUCCUUGGUGGGAUUUCACCAAACAGAAUAACCUGGAGCCUUCAUGUUAGGAUCCAUAAUGCAGUAGUCCAAGGCAUGUGUAAUAGUGGAAACCUAACUCAAGCCUUUCAGUUGUAUCUUAGCAUGCGUACCAGGGGUUUUUCUAUUGAUGAAGGAACUUUUGAUACACUGGUCAAAUGCAUUUGUAAGAAAGGUGACCUGCACAAAGCUUAUCGAAUUGUUGAUGAGAUGGUGCUUGAUGGAUGCAUUCCAGAUUAUGGAAUAUGGAAUGCUGUGGUUGAAGGGUUUUGGGAUCGAACAAAGGUGCGUGAACCUGCUGAAUUGUUGCAGGCUGAGCUGAUGGGCGAAAUAGGUGAUGAACAAUACGGAUGAGUUUUGAGCUAUUAAGUCCACCGAUACACUUGUAUCCCUUAUCAUAAAGAUUUGUUACCUCGACACUGUUGUUGUUAGUGAUCACAGAGUAUACAUUAGUGCGAGCAAAAUAUAGCACUUGCCCUUGCAAAGUUUUAAACAUUGAUGUCCUUGGUGAUUGUUCAUACUGGAUUUAUAUGUUCUCUCCUGGCUCAAAGUUUAGUGCCUAUC